AUGGAUGCCACCAGAUUGUGGUUGGCUCUGAUGAUGUUGAAGCGUGUUGAAGUGACUCAGAUUAUGAAGCAAGGAGGGCAAUCAUUUCAUGAAGAUCUUCUUCGAACAAUAGCUGCCCGCAAGAAGCAAAUUCAGUUGCUCGGCAAGCGGGCCUUGUCAGUCAGUGACUGCGCUUGUUCGAUCGCCUCCAUCUCCAUCCGUCUCUCCCUCCGGAUCGAGCCGCCGCUCCAAUCUCCUCCCGCCCCACAGCCGCCGUCCACCAGGUUCCAGACGGCCUCAAGGAGGACUUUCCUCCCGUGCCCACCAACGCAACUGUCUGCGAGGAAGCAGCAAGUAGAGGCUAGAGAUCUGGAGGCGACGGAGAGCGAGCACCCGGCGCCGGCGGAUGGAGAGCGCCCGGAGAGGGGCAUCAGAUCGGCUCGUCUUCAUCACCGGCCAGACCCGCGGCCUCCCCUCCGACGAUCCCAGGUAAAAAAAAAUCUUGGACGAUCUCAGGCAGUGCAUCUAUCUUUGAUGAAACCGCAUGAUGGUAAAGUAGUUAUAGUAGUAGCUUCUUUGUAUGGAGAAGAGGACCUGCAGUCAUGCGUUCUUGAGAGUAAAGGAGCAGGAAAUGGAAGCAAGUUUUGCCGAUGUCCCAUUGAUAGCAUUCCUGGAUCAAGGUUGUCCUCUGGGGGCGUGCAGGGCUUUUUUCAGAAGCACUUACUUAUUUCUCAGCGCAUAGACGGAGCAUAUGAGGCAAUCAAGUUCUGGAUGCAAUAGACAAUCUGAUUGAAAGUCGUUGUAGACAUGUCAGUAGUCAUGGAUGUCGUAGUGUAUCUUGCUAAAUCUAGUGCUUGGUUCUGUUGAUGCCAUCUGUUUCUGAGCGUAAAUACAUUUCUGGAACUGCCAAUGGACUCUAUUAGCUUCAUAUGUUCCUCGUGAGUUGUGGCUAUCAAGUGGAUAACUUUGGUGUGGUUGGAGUUAACAGCGCCCAAAAGUGCCGUGCCGAUCUCCAAGCCGUCUUUGGUGUGCUCGAUGACAACAUCCUCGGAGUUCUGGGGACUGAGGGUAACUAUCAUAAGAGUGCACCAUCCAUUGCUAUAUUGUCCUCCAUUUUCUGAAGAAUCCCUGCCGCUGCCUAUCUUGAUGAUUCGGUCGGAAACUUCUCUGAUGACCCUUCGUGGCUCCGUGCCACAAGUGAAGAGAGGUUGACCUGUACGUUGUUAUGGGGAAGUUUGCAUAUUCAGGUAAUAACUACAGCUAGAUGGCCGUAUGGCUGAAAGAAGAGCAGAAAAUAUGGUGUCGUGCAUGAUCGAUUUGACUUAUCCAAGAUCAGAUCGUUGGAGUUAUCUUGUUGUACAGCACACAAAUGCGGAGUCCUCUAAUUUGACUUGUUGCUCAGCUUAAACUGAAACUUAAUUGUGCUAAACUAGAAAGUGCAUGUAGUGCUUGCGUUAA
Molecule: messenger RNA, 1437 nt
Organism: Brachypodium distachyon (stiff brome)
Lineage: Eukaryota; Viridiplantae; Streptophyta; Magnoliopsida; Poales; Poaceae
Exons: 7
Coding region: 1-759 (252 amino acids)
Source: RefSeq, a predicted model, not a curated record